AUGGCAAACUUUAAAUUAGUUUCCUUAAGAGGUAAUAAUCUCCACAAACAUAGAUCUAUGUUCACAUGGUGUCAUAUCUUGUAUUCUUCUAGAGAUGCAUUCAGGGGAGGAAUCAGAAAAACAGUGGAUAAAUGAGUGGGGUGGGAAAUUUACUAUUCACAUGGAAGCCCAAAUUCUUCUAGAGUUAUGGUGUUGAUUAGGAAUAGAUUAAAUUGCACAAUUCAUAGAUCCCUUGGAGAAAUUUCAUUGUUCCAAAAGUAGAAAUUGAUGACAAGGUUUGUAUCUUGAUGAACAUUUAAGCACCAAACAAAGACAAAAUGGUGUGCAAAUUUUUCAAAAAUUUACAUAAAAUGUUGCAAACAGAAAAUUUAGACUAUGACGAAAAUAUUUUUUGAGGAGACUUUAACUUGCCCUAAAUCCAAAGCUUGAUAAAAAGGUGGUGUAA
Messenger RNA from Pocillopora meandrina, 445 nucleotides. The record is from the annotation of a GenBank genome assembly. NCBI's taxonomy places the organism in Eukaryota, Metazoa, Cnidaria, Anthozoa, Scleractinia, Pocilloporidae.